This is a messenger RNA of Suillus subalutaceus, 888 nucleotides long. RefSeq lists its product as uncharacterized. Bases 1 to 888 code for a protein of 295 amino acids. NCBI's taxonomy places the organism in Eukaryota, Fungi, Basidiomycota, Agaricomycetes, Boletales, Suillaceae. The transcript is spliced from 5 exons. The record is from RefSeq and is a predicted model, not a curated record.
AUGGGAUUUUGGCGGACUACUCAACAGUGGUUCACACCAAGCUCGGAAAAUGAUGUCCUAACUCCUGGAUGCGUUAAUUUAUCUCCGGCAUGGUUUCAGCAGGGGCACGAGAAUCAGUCCGAUCCGGAGGUAUCUGCAUCAUUGAAGGGACCAUCCUCCGAGAACAUCCUCAAAGCCAUUGCGAGGCCAGCAGCCAUUGCCACAGCGGCACUCAGGGUGAUGCAUCCUGAGCAGUACUGGGCAGGGUUGCAAGCCUUUGCGAGCCUCGGAGAAAAGGCACGAAGCAAGGAACUGCCGAAGAUGUCAGAGACUCUCCAGUACUGGGCAACGGUGUUUAACAGCCUCACCAUCAUCAUAUGCAAUCGGGAAACCCCGAAUCAUCGAGACCCCUCAUCGAUUUCCGAAUGCUUCGAUAUUCUCACUAGCGUGGGGAAUUAUUCUAAUGCUCGGAUGAGUAUGCCAAGCCUGCAGCUGGAGUUAAGUGGAAGGGGAUCGGAUUGCCUGGGCAUGGUAUAUGAGGGAUGCUGUUCAUGUUUAUGCUGGGAUUCCGUCGUGUGGAUGGGCAAGGUUGGAUUGGAAGAAGUAGAAAGGCACUCCAUACUCAACAUUCGGGUUUCGGGUCUUGAUAGUCGGGACUCGAUAUUCGAUUUCACCGACUACCGAGUACCGGGUUUCGGGUUUCGGUACACGUGUCGAAUCUCGGGCUUCGGGCUUCGUGUUUCGGGUCUCGAUAAUAGGGACUCGAUACUCGAUGGUCGGCACUCACAUCUCGGGCUUCGGGAGUCGAUUGUCGGGACUCGGGUUUCAAGACUCGGUAGUUGGGACUCGAUAGUGCGGAUUCGGGUUUCAAGACUCGGUACCCGGUACUCGGGUUUCGGUACUCGGUGA